Messenger RNA from Paramuricea clavata, 414 nucleotides. Lineage: Eukaryota; Metazoa; Cnidaria; Anthozoa; Malacalcyonacea; Plexauridae. The record is from the annotation of a GenBank genome assembly.
ACGAUCACGGACCCUCCCACAACCACCAAGGCGUUACAAGCGUAUCUUACAGCACAAGAAACACAGCAGAGUGAGCUGGUUAAAAAACAGAAGAAGCAGACAAAAUAUUACAACCGAGCACCAAAAGACCUCAGGAAACUAAAGAUAGGAGACGCGGUACGCAUGAAACCAACUCGCCUUGGCCAACACGAAUGGAAAAAAGCAUUGGUCACAUGCUAUGAUGACAGAUUGUAUAUCGUCGAGACAGAAGAUGGUGGACAAUACAGGCGGAAUAGAGUUCACUUACGAAAGCUAAAGAACCAUUCAGAACAGACAAUGGCCCAACGGAUGACAGAGGAUCGGAUGACGAAGCCAACGCCAACAAAGAAACGGACAAUCCAGAGCCCAAACCUGCACCUGUACAGCAAAUAUUGA